Drosophila ficusphila is the source of this 2290-nucleotide messenger RNA. RefSeq names its product dual oxidase maturation factor 1 (gene mol). Lineage: Eukaryota; Metazoa; Arthropoda; Insecta; Diptera; Drosophilidae. Gene Ontology annotation, cellular component: endoplasmic reticulum membrane. The record is from RefSeq and is a predicted model, not a curated record. The transcript is spliced from 8 exons. Bases 288 to 1706 code for a protein of 472 amino acids. Gene Ontology annotation, biological process: protein transport.
GUAUUUAUGCUUUGCUUCUCAUGGUUUUUCGCAUAAAUAAUAAUAAAGUAUAAAACCAACUAAAAAGUGUUGAAAACCCCGCCAAUUAAAGCCAGCUAAUUUUGCCAUAAACGUAAAAAAUUUGGCUUAACAGCUAACUCAAAGCUAUAAAUUGGACAUCAAAAUUGGAUUAUAAAAAAAAAAAAACAACAAAAGUGAACACAAAAAGUUAAUAACAAUUAUUUUGUAUGCCGGUUUCUUCUUGACAAGUUUGAUCCCAAACCCCGACAUCAGCAACAGCGACCAGCAUGAAAGGCUGGUUCGACGCGUUUCGAGACGAUGGGGGACCAACGCUGUAUUCCUUCUCAAAUCGAACACCCGUCACCGGAGAUGUGUCCAUAGUGGCCGUCUCUGUACUAUUUGCCACAUUCUAUGUUGCAUUUUUAGUCAUAUUUCCGGGUGUAAGAAAACAAAAAUUCACAACGUUUUCGACAGUCACACUGAGCCUUUUUGUGGGUCUAGUCAUACUAAUCACCCGCUUGGGAUCCGCGUGGCAUGUGGCACAUGCAACCAUCAUCGCGCCGUACAAAGCCUUCUCACGCGAGAAGCUCCCAGCGCGCAUCGGCACCCACAUUGGCCUCAUGCAUGUCAAUGUUACGCUGACGGCGAUUCCCAUUGGGAACUGGACCCCACCCGACAUUGACUACAACGAGCGCUUCACCUGGGAAGGUGCCAACGACAUGAGCGCCAACUAUCGCCACGCCCUCCAGCGCGGACUGCCCUUUCCCAUUCUGACCGUGGCCGAGUACUUCAGUCUGGGCCGCGAAGGCUUUUCGUGGGGCGGACAGUACCGGGCGGCAGGAUACUUUGCGAGCAUUAUGCUCUGGGCAUCGCUGGCCUCGUGGCUGCUGAUGAACCUGCUGCUGAUAGCCGUUCCCCGGUACGGGGCCUAUAUGAAGGCCCUGACCGGUGCACUGCUGGUCUGCACCACGGUGGGCUAUCAUUGCCUGCUGCCCAAGCGACCGUUGUGCAUUUACCUCGAGGGCGGCCGACUGGAGUUCCACUUUGGCUGGUGCUACUGGCUGGUUUUGGUGGCAGGUAUUCUCUGCUUCAUUGCGGGAGUUCUGAUCUCCAUAAUCGACUUGGUUUGGCCACAUACCUUCUCCACGGUUCUGGAGGUCUACUACGGCACUCCCUAUGAUCGCCAUGUGAUCCUGGAGGAGUCCAGCGAUGUGCGGUAUCGCAAGCCGCGCAACAGUCGUGGCUUGGAGGACCCGCCAGGACUGGGUUCUCGAAUCCUCCGCCGCCUCAGCUCAAAGGCUCGUGACAUGCAACCGGGCACUGCAGCGCGUCGCGAUAGUCCUGCCGGAGUGUCCACCAGUGGAGGAGUGGAGAACAAAGGAUUCCAGUCGGAUGCACCGAAGAGUCCCUGGAGAUAUCCCUUCCGAAGGUCACAACAACUGGCGCAGCAGCACACGCAUCCGCUGCACCAGCAUCCGUUGCAGCAGCACCACCAGCACCAGCACCACCACCAGCAGCAGCUGCAGUUCGUGGGUGGCCCGGUGGUGCAGCAUCCCAUGCAUCAUAUGCAGCGCACCAUGUCGCAGGACUCGGGAUCCAGCAUCGCCUCGGCUGCCGUGCAAAUCUCCCCGCUGCACAAGCAUGCUUUGGCACGAAUGUUGCCAAAUCCCCCGGUGGAGCGUAUUCGUGACAUGGAUCACUGGUGAUUGCCAUUGGACAAACCAUAAAAAUCAACCAUUUUUAUUGGGCUUAAUUACAUCUUGACUAAUUGGAAAUAAUUUAAAAACACAACUUAAUAGCAAAAACCAUUUGUGAUAAUUUCUUAAUUUAAACAAAACAAAUUCAAGACGACGUAGGAUGAACAAAUUUAAUAAUUGACAUAACAAAUAAUUUUAACCUAAUACCAAUAAUGAAAACGAUGUUAAAUUUAACUAUAACUUUAAUUAAAUUAUUUUAAAUGUUAAGCUAACAGUAUAAUCACGAACUAUGAAUCAAAUUUAAGCUUACAUGUGUUUUAGUGAUGUUAAAUUGUGAUAAGACAAUCCUGCCACACAUGCACACAUAAAACAGACACAGAUAAAUAAGUACGAAGAACACAGAAGUGUGAGUUAUGACAAAGGAGCCGAUGUUUAUGUUUAAUGAGUAAUUUAUUAUUUGUAAUAUGAAUUCAAUGCCAGUGUCUUUAACUAAUAAGUCGACAAACAAAAUGUGUAAAAUUUGAUUAAGUUUAAUUUUUAAGCUUGACAAUGUUUAAAAGCGAUAAGAUUGGAAAAAAUACGACGACCUUAAA